This is a messenger RNA of Coffea eugenioides, 1977 nucleotides long. RefSeq names its product putative late blight resistance protein homolog R1A-10. Gene Ontology annotation, biological process: defense response to other organism. Gene Ontology annotation, molecular function: ADP binding. NCBI's taxonomy places the organism in Eukaryota, Viridiplantae, Streptophyta, Magnoliopsida, Gentianales, Rubiaceae. The record is from RefSeq and is a predicted model, not a curated record. Bases 1 to 1977 code for a protein of 658 amino acids. The transcript is spliced from 3 exons.
AUGCCAGAUUUUGUCCAUUUCAGAGCUACAGAGAGCAAAGAAAUGGAGAUCUCAAACGUCCCAUUUCAGUACUCAGUAUUAGGAUUCAUCUUACAAAAUUUGAAGGAGUCAGUUCAAUGCAACACUGAAUUAAUUGGUGGAGUUUCAAAAAGCGUGAAGCGACUCUGCGGUGAUCUUGAUACAUUGAGAGCAUUUAUCAAGGAGUACUAUGAGAGGCGGAGCAACAGCCAAAUCUUGGAGAAGUUGGCGAACGAGAUAAGAAACGUGGUUUAUCAAGCCGAGGAUGCUAUUGAAACUUAUAUUAUUGAGGAUGUUUGUAGAAAGUUGAAGGAGAUUUAUCACAUCAAGACGCCAUUGGUUCCUGAUGCCAUGCAAGUUGGUCAGAGUUCCAAAAGGAUUCCAAAGAAGGAAGAGGCUGUCACUGAAGAGGAAGAUAAUGUGGUUGGCCUAGACGAUGAAGCCAAAAAUGUAAUUGAACUUCUUACCGAAGGAUCACAGGAACUAGAGGUUAUCUCAGUCAUUGGCAUGCAUGGUUUAGGAAAGACCACACUAGCUAAAAAGGUUUUAAAUGACCCAACGAUUGAAUUCAAGUUCUAUUGUCGUGCAUUUGUGGAAGUCUUCCAAGAAUUCGAGAGAAGGGAAGUGUUCCUCCAUAUUUUAGGUGCUUUUACCAAGAUCACAGAAGAAAUUAAGGACUUGUCAGAUGACAAAUUAGUUAAAGAACUUCACCGGCAGUUAAAGACAAGGAAGUAUUUGAUUGUCUUAGAUGAUGUCUGGACUCCAGAAGCAUGGGAUCAAUUAAAACUUGCCUUUCCCAACAAUGACAAGCAAAGCAGAAUAUUAAUUACUAGUCACAAUGAACCUGUGGCCUUUCAUGCUAAUCCAAGUUGUGAUCCUCAUUACUUGCGCUGUUUGGAUUUAGAAGACAGUAGAGAGUUGCUAAGAAAGAAAGUUUUUGGAAAGAGUGACUGCCCAGGAGAGUUGGAGAAGCUUGAACUAAGUAUCCUGCUGAAAUGCGAUGGAUUGCCUCUAGCAAUAGUGAUAGUUGCAGGUGUUCUCUUGAAUUAUAGAGACAGAACUGAUUGGUGGAAAAAAGUUACUGAAGAUUUAGAUCAUUUUGUUGCUAAACAUCCAGAACAAAGCCACGGAGUAAUAAGAUUAAGUUACGAACACUUACCUCAUCACCUGAAGCCAUGUUUCCUCUAUCUUGGGGUCUUCCGUGAAGACAUUGACAUCCCAGUUUGGAAGCUGUUGCAAUUGUGGAUUGCAGAAGGAUUCGUACAGAAAGAUCAUGAUAUAAGCUUGGAAGAAAAAGCAGAGGCUUACUUAGACGACCUGGUGAGCAGGAAUUUGGUAAUGGUGGGUCAGAGGGGAUCCAGUGGUCGAAUCAAAACAUGUCGUAUACAUGACAGUUUGCGGGACUUCUGCAGAAGGGAGGCGAUGAAAGAAAAUCUGUUUCAGGAAAUUGAAAGGUAUGAUCAAUCUACCUUUUCAACAGAACACACUUCCUUGGAUAAUGCCUGCCGCCUUUGCAUGAAUGUCCAUCUUUGGGAUGGUAUUGAAAACCUAUCUGGUAUACAUGUUCGCUCUUUUUUGAGUUUUGCCAAGAAAGAGACUAAGCUACUUCCAGAACAUAUCUCGUGCAUCCCUAGAGCCUUCAAAUUACUCAGAGUGUUAGAUGUUAGACCAAUCAUAUUUACUCGUUUUCCUGGUGAGCUAGUCUACUUGGUUCUCUUGAGAUAUAUUGCUCUCUCUUCUAGAUGCAAGAUCCUUCCAGAGAAAAUGUCUAACCUACAAAUCUUGCGAACUGUUAUAUUUGAAACAUCAUGGCCUACCCUUGAGAUCAAGGCAGACAUAUGGAAGAUGCCACAACUAAGGCAUCUAAUCACCAACACUUCUGCAUGUUUACCUUUGCCACUUGCAAAAAUCCACAAGGGUGAACCCUCCAUAAGUGCAAAUCUACAAACCCUUUCAUGA